GGGGACGGGCGGCCCCGGGCGCGACCCCGCGGCGGAGGGGUGAAGCGAGGUGAGCGGCGCGCCGACGGGAGCGGGAAGGAGAGCGGGCCGGCCCCGCGCGUCCCCGCGGGAGGUCAGGGGGCGGGCCCGCCGCCACGCUCCGUCAUGGCGCGGCCGCGGCUCUUCGGGCGGCUGCGGGCGGCGGUGCUCGGCGUGGUGCAUGUGGGCGCGCUGCCAGGGACACCGAGAAGUUCUCUUCCAUUGGCACAAAUCAUCGAUCAAGCUUGUCAAGAGGCAGAAGCAUACAAGGACGCUGGAGUUGAUGGCUUGAUAGUGGAGAACAUGCACGACCGGCCCUACACGCUGUGCCCUGGGCCUGAGGUGACGGCCACCAUGACGGCGGUGGGCGCAGCGGUGCGGCGGCUCUGCCCACACCUCGCCCUGGGCGUCCAGGUGCUGUGCGCCGCCAACCAACAGGCCACGGCGGUGGCUCUUGCGGCAGGUCUUGAUUUUAUCCGAGUUGAAGGUUUUGUGUUUUCUCAUGUUGCUGAUGAAGGGAUCAUAAAUGCCUGUGCAGGUGACCUGCUGCGAUACAGGAAACUAGUUGGAGCAGAGAAUAUUCAGAUUUUUGCUGACAUUAAAAAAAAACACAGUGCUCACGCUCUGACGGCAGAUAUCAGCGUGGCUGAGACCGCCUCUGCUGCCGAGCUCUUCCUGGCUGAUGGGGUGGUACUGACUGGUACAGCAACUGGGCUGCCUGCAGACCCUGGGGAGCUGAGAGAGGUUCAACGUGCUGUGAAGAUUCCUGUGUUGAUUGGGUCUGGAGUUACUUUGGAGAAUGUGAAGAAUUACUUGGAUGCAAAUGCUCUAAUAAUUGCUCCUACAGCUUUGUACCUCUUCAGACUAGCAUUAGUAACGUUACAAACUGCCAGGUUCCUUCCAGCACGCAAGGUGUAAUUAUGAUGGAAUCAUUUCUACCAGAACUGACAGACAAGGGAUGUUUUGAUCCUUUGGAUGCUUCUUCACAUUUAGAAAACCAUUGCUGCUUUCUGUCAGCCUAUGUAGAUCUGCAGUGAAAAGACAACAUGGUGGCACCAGUGACAUGCAAGUCAGGCCACAAGGUCGGUACUUAAGUGUUGAGACUAAUAAAUGCUUUUUACCCAAGUCUUCAAUGCACAGAUAAUUUUAGAGGGGGGGAAAUUUCUGCAAAUAGGAAAAUCCCUCACAAGAGGCAAAAGGGCUACAAUUCUCAACCUGAUUUGUUUCUUUUCCAUAUAGUUUGAAGCUUUAGAAGUAGUAAAUGUAAGGAGAUACUAGAAUGUUUCUUGUUAAACAGUCCAGGGUGGGAAAGAGUGUGAGGGUAAUUUUCUAGAUUAAAAAUCUAUUGAUUUUUUUAACAGGCAGGUUUCUUUCAAGAUGUCAGCAAAUGAUUUUGCUGAAUUGGGCUAAAACUACUACUUCUUUCCUGUAGGUGGUAGGAGCUGAUGAACCUGCUGAUAUCUCAGACCUUCUUAUUGUUUGGGAACAACAUUCGCUGUAAAAGUAUAAGUUUGUUGUAAAAGAAACUUUAAAUAGUUGAAUUUCCAAAUGGCGGUCCUAAAUCCAGACCUUAAAUGAUACUUUCUCCUUCCCGUGGUGCUCUCUCAGCUGUGGCUGUGCAGGGACCAAGCAAGAGUUACUGCACACCACUGCCUUGGUGUGCUUGCUGAGGGCAAGGUGGAGAAGCUGCCCAUCCCAGCACGUUAACAUGCAGGCAGGGACCACUCAAAAUCUUGGAGACACUUCAUUACCACUGGGAGCUCCAGCCUGUGCACGUGUGUCAAUACAUUGACUGUAUGAACAACUGCUCUAUCUGUGAGCGUCUGUGCAGAAUUUUGCGGGGGAGUGUUGGUGCUGCGUGCACCACUGCCAGGGAGCAUUUGCAGAAAGACAGAACCACAGACUGACUGAGCUUGGAAGGGCCUCUGUUGGCUGUGUAGAGGCCUAUAAGAAAGGAGACAGACUCUUCAGCAGGAUCUGUUGUGACAGGACAAGGGAAAAUGGUUUCCAAAUAAAAAAGGGGAGAUCUAGACUGAAUAUAAGAAAAUCGGGUUUUUUUCUGAUAAAGGUGGUGAAGCACUUGAACAGGCUGCUCAGAGAUGUGGUGGAUGUGGAUGGAGAUGUUCAAGGUCAGGCUGGACAGGGCUCUGAGCACCUGAUAGAGCUGUAGGUGUCACUGUUCAUGGGCAGGGGAGUCAGACUAGAUAGCAUUUAAGGGUCCCUUCCAAUUGAGAUGAUUCUAUGAUUCUAUGAAAUUAAGCGUGCAAGAUAGUAAUUGAACUCAGAAUUGACUGACUUAGUGCUGCAGCUACUGUAUUAGCUGUGCCAUGUUUUACCACUAUCCAAAUGAGGUCACAAAACAGAGGAAACUGAAAUCGUGCUUCAUAUAAAUAUAGGAGGAAUCCCAGAUUCAACAGUAAACAAGGAUGAAGAGGAAAGCAGUGCAUUAGGGACAAGAAAAGCUGCUGAAGUUUCCUGCCCUUCCUGCCUUAUUGUUUAUUGCAGCUUCCUGCUUUUUCAUUCUGCCUUUCAAGCCUUUCUCUUGCAUAUACAUAGAUUAUAGUAUGCAGAAGACUAAGAAUAAGCUGAAGGAAGAAACUGAAUUAAUGAAGACAUUCUUGUAACAGAGAAAAGAUUCUGUUGUCCACAGAUGCGCAAAGAAAAAUAGAAAAGCAGCUGCCCUUAGAAAUGGAGUAAAGUAGAGAGAAGUGCCACGUCAUGAUGCUUCAGUCAAAAUCUGAACUGUUGAAUGCGUUUGUAUGAGAAGAUUUGUACUUUUAUACAGGCAUAUAACCAAGAGGAGAAACAAUAGUAUCUCAUGUCUCAGAUGCUGUCCUGAAUAGUGUUGGCAUUUUGUUCAACUUACAGGUGGACAGCAAGGAUAAAAGUGAUUAACUUUCAACUGUUCUGCUAUGGAUGACAAUAUUAAUAAUGGGUUUAUUGCAAAAAACUUUGGUUUCUUCAAGAUCAAACUAUCAGAUGUGUAGGUGUGCUCUGUCAUCUUCCAUGGAAAGAUUCUGAAGGGCACAAAGCCCCUGUCUAUCUCACCAGUUUCCUCCUCUCUUCUGCAGAAUGUUUAUUUGUGUUUUCCAAAAGCCUUUGGGCAGAUUCACUACAAAGGUAUGGAAGAAACUUACUUGGCAAGUUGGGCGUUAGGUCAGAUGGAGCUGAGAUGCAGCAAUGAAGGGUAGGCUUCCUGGGUCAGCUGGCGUGAGCUGCCUUAUCUUACUCCUUGCACUACCUCCCUGUGCAAUGUUGCUCUUCUGUGUAAAGUGUCAACUGAAGCAUUCACGACAGCAAAUGCAGCUGGUGGCACUUGGGCUGUGACAAGUUGAUCACACCUUAUUAAUAGUAAUCUGAAAUCUUAAAUAAUUAUAUGACUGAUAUUUCAGUUGGGCACCGAAAAUAAAGUUUUGGGAAAUAAAAGUUUUGGGUUGGUUGUUUUUUA
Molecule: messenger RNA, 3466 nt
Organism: Gallus gallus (chicken)
Lineage: Eukaryota; Metazoa; Chordata; Aves; Galliformes; Phasianidae
Exons: 8
Coding region: 145-936 (263 amino acids)
Source: RefSeq, a predicted model, not a curated record